AUGGAUCACGCACAGUCUCCAGAUAUUAUAAGAGAAGCGGCCGAGCUUGGACGUUUUGAUGGGAUCAUGGUCGACAUGAGCCAUUACGAGAAAGAAGAGAAUAUGGCUAAGACGAGAGAGCUCGUUGACUACUUACACGCGAGGGGCAUCAUUGCCGAAGCGGAGCCUGGCAGGAUAAAUGGUGGGGAGGAUGGUCUCGAAGAUACCGGUGAUCUUGAGGGGGUUCUCACUAUACCUGAACAGGCAGAAGAGUUUCUCGCAUUGGGAAUCGACUGGUUGGCGCCUGCAUUUGGUAAUGUGCAUGGUAAAUAUGGCCCCAGGGGUCCCAGCCUGGAUUAUGAGCGCCUUGAUCAGAUUCACAAGACAACUCGUGGUAGAGUCCAUCUGGUUCUCCAUGGGGCAAACGGUUUUGAGGAGGCCCUCUUCAAAGAGUGUAUCAAGCGCGGUCUGGCAAAAUGUAAUGUGAACGAUGCGGUCAAUGCGAGGUUCCCCGAAGUCCAAAAAGAAAAGGCAGGCCGCGUACCCCUUACUGUGGUAAUCGAGGAGGGUACUCUGGCUAUGCAGAGAGCUGUAGAGAUGCACAUGGACUGGAUGGGAUCUACAGGCAAGGCGUAA
This is a messenger RNA of Phaeoacremonium minimum UCRPA7, 615 nucleotides long. Its product is annotated as putative fructose-bisphosphate protein. The coding region runs from base 1 to 615 and encodes 204 amino acids. Lineage: Eukaryota; Fungi; Ascomycota; Sordariomycetes; Togniniales; Togniniaceae. The record is from RefSeq and is a predicted model, not a curated record. Gene Ontology annotation, biological process: carbohydrate metabolic process. Gene Ontology annotation, molecular function: zinc ion binding; aldehyde-lyase activity. The transcript has a single exon.